GCAAAAAAGGAAUGUGACAAAACGAGUUUAAUUGUCAGCAAAGAGGAAAGUAAAUAUCUUUACCUGUUGUUAUCAUACCUAACAUGAUAAGUAAUGGAGAUGACGCAAUACAUGAUUUGAUUAUUUAAAAUGCUGCAACACACAUAAUGGCACAACACAACUCACAUCUGACUGUCACUCAUCGCUUGGACCAAGAGCACCAAGACAGUUGUAUCAUCAACCCUUACUAAUCUGAUGUAUCCCAUCAAUUAUAGAGAAGAUGCCAACAGAAAAGAACUUGGAAAGGAUUUGGAGACCAUCGCUUCUCUAGUCCGCACUGUCGAAGAGACCCCUGAUCCAAUCCCUGCUGAGGUAGAAGGGACCAUUCCUACUUGGCUCAACGGCAGCCUGCUCCGAAAUGGCCCUGCAAAGUUUGAGUUUGGAGACACUCACUACAACCACUGGUUUGAUGGGAUGGCCUUGCUCCACAAGUUCAAAAUAGAGAAAGGCCAGGUAACGUACAUGAGUCGUUUUCUGCGCAGCGAUGCCUACAAAAAGAAUAGCGAACGGAACCGUAUCAUGGUGUCAGAAAUUGGUACUGUCAGCAUGGAUGACCCUUGUAAAAGCAUCUUCCAGCGAUUUUUCACUCGAUUUGAGAUGAUAAAGCCGACAGACAACGGCAAUGUCAACAUUGUGAAAUACAAGGGAGACUACUACCUUUGCACAGAAACCAACCUGAUACACAGAGUUAACCCAGAGAACCUAGAAACAAUGGAACAGGUGGACUGGAGCACAUUUGUUGCUGUUAAUGCAGUGUCUGCCCACCCUCACUACGACCCUGAUGGGACCAGCUUCAAUAUGGGCAAUUCUGUUGGAGGAAGAGGCGCCACAUACAACAUCAUCCGUGUACCUCCCGAAAAGGAGGAUGCUGAAGACACUCUGAAAGGGGCUAAAAUUCUCUGUUCCAUUACACCUGUAAACAAGUUCCAACCAUCCUACUACCACAGCUUUGCCAUGUCGAAGAAUUAUGUGGUGUUCAUUGAGCAGCCGGUAAAAAUAGACAUAAUGAAGAUCAUUGCAUGUUUCGUGAAGAGCAAGCCGCUCUGCGAUGCUGUUUACUGGGACCCCAAGCAGAAUACCAUUCUCCAUCUGAUCAACAAGCACACAGGCGAGGUCAGCCCAGUGAAGUACUUCUGCAAACCUUUGGCCAACUUCCAUCAGAUCAACGCCUUUGAAGAGGAUGGAUUCCUGAUGGUGGAUCUGUGUUGCUUUGAUGACGGUCGAGCCCUCGAUAUCUACUUUCUUCAGAAUUUGCGCAAGUCUGGAAAAGCACUGGAUGAGGUAUACAACAGUAUGAGCAGAGCUCUUCCUCGCCGCUAUGUUUUACCCCUCCAUGUCACUGAUGAUACACCGGUUGAUCUAAACCUGAACACCCGCCCUUCCAGUACUGCAACAUGCAUCAAAACCAAGAAAAAUGUGGUGUUCUGCCAACAUGAGGAUCUCCAUGGUGAUGACAUCCACGAGUACGGUGGCCUGGAGUUCCCACACAUAAACUACGAGCAAUACAACACCAAGCCUUAUCGUUAUUUCUAUGGAUGCGGCUUCCGACACCUGUUCGGAGACUCACUUCUCAAGAUGGAUCUCAAGGACAAGACAUUUAAGGUGUGGUACCAGAAGGGUCUCUUCCCAUCGGAGCCUGUAUUUGUGCCCUCACCGAACGCUUUGGAGGAAGACGAUGGCGUCAUACUAUCUGUUGUUCUCUCACCCUCACAGGAUAAAGGCACAUUCGUCCUGGUUUUGAAUGCCAAGACGUUUGAGGAGCUGGGGAGAGCCAAUGUUCCUGUCAACAUGCCCUAUCAUUUCCACGGUGUAUUCCAUGCGUCUGCUUGAAUGUUUACAUUACAACAUGUUUUCUUAGUAGUAAUCACAAAACAGUUGAGGCGAGGCAAGAUCAUGUUAAAGCUCCGAUGAUGAUACUGCACUGAUUUGCUAUUCUAGCUAAUGAGAUUGAUUGGUCUGUUCCGAAAUGGAUGCAAAUGAAUACAAUUUGAGCCUAGGUAUUUAUUUAUUUUUUUGUUACCUGUACACACGUUUUGUACGAGCAUCUGUAACUGCUAAACCUCAUCCAGGAAAGCAAUGAACUUUCUUCAUAUAAUGUUAUUUUAACCAAUGUAAUCUGAAUGUUGCAUUUAUUUUGGGGGGGUACAAAUUUCAUUAAA
Messenger RNA from Corythoichthys intestinalis (scribbled pipefish), 2198 nucleotides. Its product is annotated as carotenoid-cleaving dioxygenase, mitochondrial-like. Gene Ontology annotation, cellular component: mitochondrion. Lineage: Eukaryota; Metazoa; Chordata; Actinopteri; Syngnathiformes; Syngnathidae. The coding region runs from base 235 to 1869 and encodes 544 amino acids. The record is from RefSeq and is a predicted model, not a curated record. Gene Ontology annotation, biological process: carotene catabolic process; retinal metabolic process. Gene Ontology annotation, molecular function: carotenoid dioxygenase activity; beta-carotene 15,15'-dioxygenase activity. The transcript is spliced from 12 exons.